Mesorhabditis belari is the source of this 2259-nucleotide messenger RNA. Lineage: Eukaryota; Metazoa; Nematoda; Chromadorea; Rhabditida; Rhabditidae. The record is from the annotation of a GenBank genome assembly.
AUGAGCGCUUUUUCGGAUAUUUUCAAAAAGGCGCAAGAUGCGAUCAGCAAUUUGAGAGGCGGUGCCAACAUUUUCCUUGGCCGUGAUGGAGACAUUCUCUACAGUAAAAAUAACGUUUGUGUGCACGAUAUUUUGGGGGAAACCGAAGUAAAACCAGGGGAAGAAAACGUGAUCCACACUCCCGGUUAUCUCUCGAUUCAAUGUCAAUCGGAUGAGACAAUCGGGGUGACCCUUGUUCUUCAAUGGCUCCCAAAUACAACUUUGCAAAAAAAUCCGGCAAGUAUCCGAAGCGUUUCCCCGAGAAACCAUGAGAGCAAAAAGCGAUCACAAGAGGUUCCAUCGCCGAUAAUCUUAUCAGAAGGAGGAGACACCACACCGAGCACUGAAAUCACCGAUGAGACUACGUCACUCAUCUCUUCACCGGAUCUUCAAGUCGAGAUGACCGGCGAUAUGAUCACCGUCACACAGAUCACUGAACGACCCACCUCUCUACAUAAGAAGAGCAAGCCAAGAGGCAGUCAGCCGAUGCCAAUGGGAGAAUCCGGUGGUUUGGGCAUUCCAUCGAUAAAUCUCAUUCCGAAUACACCCGUUGAUCCAUCGAUUUUCGACGAUGAGAAUUGCUUAGUUGUGCCGACUCCGGAUGUAACGUCUGUUCAAUCUGACGCCACUUCGGUUUCAUCUCAAUCGACUUCUGGAGCCGACGAGCUUUCUGACAAAGAAGAAUGCAGUUCAUCGUGUGACGAUUCAGGAGAUGAUCGAAAAGCAACCGCCGCAGUCCCAGAAAAGCUUCGAGCCGAGUGUUCAGCUCUUUGGUCAGCCACACCGGAACAAUUUGCACUUGAGCACGAUAUGAUUUUGAAAGAUCAAAAGGUUGAACAAGAUGACGGAGCUGUGGCUAUCGCUCGUGGAAGAGCCAUGUUCAACAGUCGAGCCUCUUCUGCUAGUCUCUUUUCGGUUAAUCUAGGAAAGAUGCGAACGAUGCGGUUGUUCUUCUCGAAUCCGGAGAACACUUCAGGGCAGCUUGUCAUCGCCACUCACGAUUCGCACUACAAAAUUCUCCACUUUCAUCAUGGAGGGCUCGACAAAUUGGCGCAAUUGUUCGAGCAGUGGUCAGCCAUCAAAGCAAAAUCAGUGAAAGAGGGCAGUCCAUCUCCAGCUCCAGAUCGCCACUUGUUGAUCUGCCAGCCGGCGGUAAAGAAAAACGAGUUGGAUCCCGAGGAUGGACUUUUUGAGAGGUUGACUUGGGACUAUUGGAAGACCUACAAAAACCGGGAUGGAUCGAUUAAUGACAGCAACACUGUUCGGAAAGCGAUCUACUUCACCUCAAUGGAGCCAAGUCUCCGUCGAGAGAUUUGGCCAUUUCUUUUGCGCGUCUAUCCCUGGGAAUCAACUUUAGAACAAAGAGAAACGAUCAGAAACGAUCUCUUCCUAGAAUAUCAAAAUAUCAAACGGAAGAGACUUAAAAAGUCGAGUGGAAAGCACUGGGAAUUCCUAGAGAACACCGUGGUGAAAGAUGUGGUGAGAACGGAUCGAAAAAAUCCAUUUUAUGCAGGAGAAGGCAAUCCAAACAUCGAUAUUAUGAGAGACAUUUUGCUAAACUAUGCUGCUAUGUACCCAGAUGUUAGCUAUAUUCAAGGGAUGUCGGAUCUGUUGGCUCCACUCUUGAGCACAUUGAGAGACGAGUCCGAGGUCUAUUGGUGCUUUGUGGGUCUAAUGCAGCAGACGCUUUUCGUUUCGAACUCAAACGAGAGCCUCAUGGAGCAAAACUUGGAAUACCUCCGCGAGUUGAUCAAGCUCCUUGUCCCUGAAACAUUUUCAUAUCUCUGGCAACUUGGCGGUGACUCGCUUCAAUUCAUGUUUGUUCAUCGCUGGAUCUUGUUGUUUUUCAAGAGAGAAUUCGCUGAGUCGGACGCAUUGCAUAUCUGGGAGGCGUGCUGGGCACGUUACCGCACUCAAUACUUUCACCUUUUCGUUUGUGUUUCCAUCGUUUCUAUUUACGGGCCUGACGUGAUUAGCCAAAAACUUCCCUAUGAUGAGAUUUUGCUUUAUUUCUCCUCUCUAGCAAUGCACAUGGAUGCUAGAGUUGUCUUGAAAAAGGCCAGAGGUCUCUUGCAUCAAUUCGUUCACCGUGAGAAGAUCCCAUGCACUUUGGCAGGAGUCGUCGAAACGAGCGGUUUCACCCAAUGGGACUCUCAUCGACAGCCACAAGCCUACGAAUGUGUUAAGAAUCACGGCGAAAACGAGCCGUGUCCUUUCGCU